AUGUCUCACUACAAUUUACAGACGCUUCCGUCACAGAAUUAUGCGGCCUUGCAUGCAGAGCAAGACGAAGAAUUUCAUGACAGCUUCGAGUACCUGCCCGUCAACCUCGCUAACGAUCGAGGAACGUCUUCGCCUGGUGUUCGCAAUGGCCAGUCAUCCACUCCUCGUGUUACAACCAGCGACGUCAACGGCAAUGCAGAUGACAUUGCUGCGUUAAACGCGGCCAUUGCUUAAGCCAAGGCGAACAAUGCAGAGCUAGAACGUCGAGCAGAAACGGUCAAACUGAAAGCCGAACUUCAUGCACUGCGUCAGCGAAACGCCCAUUUACAAAGUCAAGCGGCUGCCCGUCCUGAUUUGGCUCCUGGUGAACGUGGCAAACCUCGAGAGUCUUCCGUCGCAAUAAAAGAGCUCCCGGCUGAUCCUGCUUUGAGCGCGAAGGUUUCUUCAGAAAUCGAGUGUCUCGGGUUUUCCUCGAGUGACUCUGAAGACGAGGGCGAUGCCUCCAUCAAGAAGAAAGCUCGAGGUAAGAAAUUACAGUUGGGCAAGACUGCUAAGCUCAUGAGUCGUGUGUUAGCGCCACAGCACUGGCCUCAUAGUUUUCUUAGUCUCGCAUACGUUUCCAGGGAGCGACCUUAUGACGAGCUAACUCUUGCCGAAUUCGCUGCCGGAUACGCCUCCAUCUUGCAGCUCAAUAGUCUGCCUCCUGACGAACAUUCUGGCUGUCUUGAUCAUUUCAUUGUUUUUGAUGUACCUCGUCACUCAAUUUCCUUGGCCUGCCGUUCGAGAGUUUCACGGCGCUGUCUUGUUUGA
Porites evermanni is the source of this 810-nucleotide messenger RNA. The record is from the annotation of a GenBank genome assembly. Lineage: Eukaryota; Metazoa; Cnidaria; Anthozoa; Scleractinia; Poritidae.